UUGAAAUCCCAGAGUGCUGUGCAACCCCAGCAGUAAAAGACAGAGAGAAGGGAAGGGGGUGUGACAGCAGCAGCAGCAUGCGCUUCUAGAAAAAUCUCCUCUGCAGAAUUCAAAAAGGACUUAAAAACUUUAAUGUAUUCUCCUUGGAACGGCUUAUACUUUAUUCCAUGAGUGCUGCAAGUGUGCUCACAUCUUACAGCCCAUCAGUAAUGCCUGGCCCCGUAAUGACGGACGUGGCAAUGAGAUUCUACAUCAGCCACUCUCCACCUCCCCUGCGAAGCUUCAUCAGCUCCUAUGGGGACCUGCAGAGGGCCAAGAACCGGGUCAACCAGUCGAAUGCCAACAGUCGCAACCAGCAGCGCUUCAAGCCCCUGCGACCCUGUCUCAGCCACCAUCACAGGACGGUGGAUGACGGCAGCCAUGUUGGCUGGAGCAAAAAGAAAACCAGUAAGAAGAGGGUGGUGUUUGCUGACUCCAGGGGCAUGUCUCUCACAGCCAUCCACGUCUUCUCUAAGUUUGAAGAUGAGCCGUAUCAGAAUAAGCCAGAUGACGGGAUCUCAGAGGAGCUGCAGUUCGACAUGACAGACCUGGAGACGGCCACCAUGGACCUAAAGAUCAGCUCAGUCCGCAGCCUGGCACUUGACUUUAAACAGCCCUCAGCCGACUAUUUGGACUUCCGGAACCGUCUGAUGCAGAACUCCGUCUGCUUGGAGAACUGCUCGCUGCAGGAGCGCUCGCUGACCGGCACCGUCAAGGUCCGCAAUAUCGGGUUCGAGAAGUCUGUGCAGGUGCGAAUCACCUACGACUCGUGGGCAACUUUCAGUGACGUUGACUGCACCUUCAUGAACAACAUCUAUGGCUGCCAAGACACAGACACGUUUGCGUUUGUUCUGGAGCUGCCAGCCUACAUCCCACCGCAAAACCGGGUCGAAUUCUGCAUCUGCUUCAAGGCCCAGGGCCAAACCUGCUGGGACAAUAACGACGGCAAAAACUACGCUCUCAAACAUGUCGGCUGGAGAGGAGAGGACUUGAACCCGGCUGCUGCUGAGCGAGAGAAGCCCAUUGAGCACAAAAGUGGGGGCGGCAAGUUAACGGAGCUGGGCUUCGAUCAGUUCGGCAGCCCACGCAUGUCCAGCGGACUCUUCCCGGGCUGGCAGAGCUGGGGUCAGAUCGAUAACAUUGUGCCUUAUUGGUGAGGACAUCACAGGGGGACAAAUCUGUGUUUGAGCACAGCCAGAAACUAGCAACGAAGCAAACAGUUUCUGCACACAAACCAGACAGAAACCAAAACGUAAAGAGCUGAACUGACCUGCUUUUAGCUCCAACACGGUCAUUUGGCCUGAUUAAUGAUUAAACAGUGUCUGGAACAGAAGGAGGGCUGUCCGCUGGAGGGGAAAACUGUCCUGUUUAACUUGUAAAAUACUGAUGUGCCUUCUCAUUGUGCCUUCCCACUAAAACACAGAUUGUAAGGCAUGAUCCCGAGCCCCUUUUGGGGGGCCUGACGUAUUAGAGUGCACUGACUGUGAUGUCCCUCUCAAUGUGACAUCUGUAAUCCAGGCUUAAUAAAUCCUUCAUAUUGAAGGGAAAGGUUGGGGAGUGCAUGGCAACAAAACACUUAGAGAAAACACUAAACGUCUGCACAACUCCCCCUGAAAUAACAAUAAUAAAAGUAAUAAUAAUAAUAUUAUUAACGAUGCACAUGAUUUCAAAUGGCCUCACUUUUUAAAUGGGAGCCAUGCAGCCCUGUCUUUCCCUCCGUGUAAAUUGAACAUGUUUGGUGAAGAGUGAUGUAAUUCUGAGGCCAGAUUAGAGAAGGAAGUACUGCUAAUAAGUGAGUUGUCACAGGAAGGUAAUUGCAUGUGAUUGGUUGGCUGGGACAGGAAAGAGGUUUGGAAAUUUGUGGGGGGUUUUAGUAUGUGAAGCAAAAGAACUGAUGAAAAGUUUGAAAGUGCCAUUGUUCUUGCUCUUACUCCAAGUGCAAUUUUUGAUCACGACUGUACAGAAUGUAUAUAUGAAAUGUUGAUCAAAUCCUUUUUUUCUGAAGCUGUUUUUUUUUUUUUUUGUCGCACUUGGAAGAAAGGCCAGGCUUUUUUUUUUGUCUCACUUGAAGGUGCGUGCUACUGACAUGCACCAUGUUGGUUCUCUUUUCAAAAUAAAUUUCUAUAUUUGUGCUAACACGUAAAA
This is a messenger RNA of Austrofundulus limnaeus, 2184 nucleotides long. Its product is annotated as protein phosphatase 1 regulatory subunit 3C-B. NCBI's taxonomy places the organism in Eukaryota, Metazoa, Chordata, Actinopteri, Cyprinodontiformes, Rivulidae. Gene Ontology annotation, biological process: regulation of glycogen biosynthetic process. The record is from RefSeq and is a predicted model, not a curated record. Gene Ontology annotation, cellular component: protein phosphatase type 1 complex. Gene Ontology annotation, molecular function: glycogen binding; protein phosphatase 1 binding.